AGCGUGAGUGGGUCUGUAUCUUGUAAAUAAAGAAACAUUGCAAUUCUCGUUAGCGAAAAUAACCAGAUAACGGCUGAUUAGAUUAAAGAUUGGAAUUGGGAAGAAGAAGAGAAAGAACUCUGCACAGUAUGGCGAAUACGGUAAUUGUUCAACAACCAACAGCAGCUGCUGUUCCCGAUAAUCAGCUGAUGGUGACAGACAUUACAGGUCGUAGAGAGUGGUCUACGGGUCUGUUUGACAUCUUCACCAAUGUCGAAAAGAGCUUACUCACAUACUUCUUUACACCAUGUUACAAGUAUAAAUUGGCGACCAGGACCGGCGAGGGUUGCUGUUUGGCUUUCUGUGUUACUGGAGCAAUGACCAUCCUGAGGAGCAGAAUAAGGACCAUAGGAGGGAUCAGGGGUUCCGCAACAGAGGACUUUUUGGUAGUAAGUUUCUGUCAACCAUGUGCAAUGUGCCAGAUGGAUCGAGAACUUGACCGCAUGGGUGUUCCAUAAUUUUGAACAAAGAAGUUUACUCUCUUUCAUACACUUCUAAUUUUUAUCUACAAUAACUGAAAUUUUUAUUCCUAUCUGAUUGUUAUUAAUUCUUAAUUAAAACAAAAUUGUUCUCCAAAUAUUUUUGAUAACUUUAGAAUAAAAUUAUGUUCAUUGCA
This is a messenger RNA of Saccostrea echinata, 655 nucleotides long. RefSeq names its product placenta-specific gene 8 protein-like. NCBI's taxonomy places the organism in Eukaryota, Metazoa, Mollusca, Bivalvia, Ostreida, Ostreidae. The record is from RefSeq and is a predicted model, not a curated record. The transcript has 4 exons. The coding region runs from base 129 to 497 and encodes 122 amino acids.